This is a messenger RNA of Ictidomys tridecemlineatus (thirteen-lined ground squirrel), 3661 nucleotides long. The record is from RefSeq and is a predicted model, not a curated record. Lineage: Eukaryota; Metazoa; Chordata; Mammalia; Rodentia; Sciuridae.
AUUCCUUUAGAAUGAGUCUAUGGCCACUAUCAGGUGUUGGGCUUCCUCAGUACUAUUGAUGCUGGCUCUGUUAUUUGUAAGGGUCUCUAGCACUAGCUGUACCAGUAAUGGUGAGGGACCCAGGUGCUUCACAAGGAGAGGCCAGGGCAAGAAUCAGAGCACCUCUUCUGUGGCACUCACAUGCAGUCCAUUAAGCAAUGCAUGACAGGCAAGGUGUGGGGGUAGGCAGCCAGCGGUAGAACUGCAUAGUUGUGGUGUUCCUUUCUGCUACUGUAGGCAUGUCCACCCAAGUGUGGGACCUCAGACCAACCGCUAACUGCAGGCACUUGGUGACAGGAUAGUAGUAGCAAGACCCUCCACCCUCACUUCUGUCCUGUCUGGGAUAGAGCAGAACAAAGUCAAGGCAAAAUUCCUCCUGGGGCCUGUCUUGGCUGUGCACACUCAGGGUCAAGGCAAUGGGGUUGGGGGGGGCUUUUAUUCUAGGAUUGCUUUAGAUGUAAUGCCCUCCAUAGAACCAGCAAGAGUGAAUCACAUCUGCAGCCAAGCAAAAUUCCUUUCAGUGGAAGUGCAUGAGCAAGAGAAGAAUGCUCCAGGCAUCAGGCAAGCCACCCCGUCCCCUUAGACUGCAGGUACCUCAGCAAUUAGAGCUCCAGCAUUGCUCAAAGCUAUCCAGCAGGCCUCCAUAGGCAAAGCAGCAGUGGGACCCAUGGAGUUUUUUCCCUGCCCUGUUAGUGACAGGAGCCUGUUUGGGUGAGGGGGUGAGGGGUCCCUUCAUUUCAAGCACUUGAGUGAACCCCCAUGCUACUUAAUGAUCAUGCCCUUGGUUUCUAAGGGCAUCAUCCCCAGUCUCCCAGUUCUUGAGGGUAUUGUCUUCUGUUCUCAUGUCACAAACCCUGUUUAUGACAGUGUAGGACACACAGCAGGUUUGAAUCAUUCAUCUGCUGAGCCAUGUUUGGUUCCUGAGGCAGCUACCUACUAAGCCAGUGAAGUUGAAUGUCGAAGUUCCAGAAAUGUGAAUACAUUGGGGUUUCUAAUCCUUAAAGCAGUCCAAAGUCAGACAGUAGGUCUCUUCACAACAUGGCUCCUGAACUGCACCCUAUACAUUCUCUGGAAGAUAUUCUUUUAGAAAUGAGUUGCACAAUUGAGAAGGCACUUGCUGAUGCUAAAGCCCUUGUUGAAAGAUUGAGAGAUCAUGACGAUGCAGCAGAAUCUCUGAUUGAGCAAACCACAGCUCUCAACAAGCGAGUAGAAGCAAUGAAGCAGAUACUGUUAUUCUUGAUAGAAUUACGUACAUCCCUGGAAGAACAUCAGUCUGCAUUGGAACUUAUAAUGAGCAAGUAUCGAGAACAAAUGUUUAGAUUGCUCAUGGCUAGCAAAAAAGAUGAUCCAGGUAUAAUAAUGAAGUUAAAGGAGCAACAUUUUGGAAUUGACAUGGUACAUCGUAACAACUCCGAAGGAUUCUUCCUUGAUGCAUCUCGACACGUCCUUGAAGCACCUCAACAUGGACUGGAAAGGAGGCACUUGGAAGCAAAUCAGAAUGAGUUACAAGCACAUGUUGACCAGAUAACUGAAAUGGCAGCAGUGAUGAGGAAAGCCAUUGAAAUCGACGAGCAACAGGGUUGCAAGGAGCAGGAACGAAUAUUUCAACUUGAACAAGAAAACAAGGGCCUGAGAGAGAUCCUUCAAAUAACUCGAGAAUCAUUUUUGAACCUUAGGAAGGAUGAUGCAUCAGAAAGCACAUCUUUGUCAGCAUUAGUAACCAACAGUGACCUGAGUCUGAGGAAGAGCUGAAAGGGUUCCAAGUCUGGGAACUUUGUAUAUGACUCUAAACUAUCACAAAGACUGGCCUAUAAAUGAAUGAAUGAAGAGAAAACUCAAAUUCAAUCAACCCUUUUUUUUUUUCUCUAUAGUUUGUACAGUGCACUGGCUAAGUGUUAGCCAAAAAAAAAAAUGUAUAGUUCAUCAUAAACUUUAUUCCAAAACAUAAUGGAAAUAGAAACUGAGUCAUUGUUAAUUGGUGAACAAACAAAGGGUUUUCACAGUGAUGGCUGAAAAUAUCAAGAGCUUUCAGCAGUGCUAUUGGCUUUCUAAAUGAUAUACUUAGAUACACUUGACUUUUCCCAGUAAUUGUUUGGGAAUUCAUAGAAUUAUCCUAAUUUACGAUAUUUUGCCAUGGUUUUGUGAAUGGAAGAUCCUUAUACUCAAUUUAAUCCUUCCUGUUUGGUGUCAGAGUUAACAAAUAGGUUAUGUACCAUAAGACUUCAGCUUUAGUGAUUGCCUGUCUCCUUUCCCAUUAAUUUAAAAUUUUUUUGUCAAAGAAAAUUCAGGUUUAAAGGUUGCAGUAAUGUUUUACAUGUACCACAAAUAAAAGAGGAAAUUUAAUUAUAGCUAAUUUACCACAUAAAUGAUAUUUAGCUAACAAUUGUCCAUAACUUGCUAAAGAAUAUGAAAUAUUUCAGGAAUGAAAGAGAAGGAACAUUACUUUCUAAGAAAGAAGAUCUUAUAAAUAAACAUAUUUAGUAGGUUAAACUACUCCUCUGAAAGAAUAAGUUUUGGUUUUUAGUCAAUAAUAAAAACAAUUUUCUCUUUUCUGUUUGGUAUUUAAGGACCUCAUAUAUUUCAUUUACUUAACAAAGUUGAAAUGUUUCAUGUAGUAAAAUAGGUAUGGUAAUUUCAAAGUAAAUUCAAAAUUAUGGUUUACACAACCCUUUUUUAAGUAAUUAAGACACAGAAAAAGUAGACUCAAAUAUUUUAAAAAAAUAUAUUUUUAACUCCAUCUGCCUCAUUCCCUUAAGGUUUUUUUAGUUUGGUUUGGUUUUAAUAACUUUCAUUACUAAAGGUGGUUGGAAAUCUAUGGAUUUACAAGUAUUGGUUUUAUUAAAACAUGUCAAACAGUAAGUAGAUUUCUUUUUUAAAGCAAAAAGAUACAGAAACUUUGACACCAAUUGAAACCUAAAUUUUUCUUUAUUUUGUAGUGAUCAUAUAGAAUAAAAGGAUGAGUAUCAAAUAUUAUUAAAUAUACUUAUUUGUAUCACACAUUAAAAUUAACACAAAUAGAAAAUUCUGCUUAUGAGUAUAUAAUUUGUUAAAUAUCAUGUCAUGACAAUUAAGUAUAAUUUCAUAUAUUGGUAAAACUCAAAACUACUUUUCACUUUAGAAAUUUUCUACAUUAAAUUUGGGGAGAGAAGGGUAGACGGGGCUUACUGAUUAGAAAAGGGUUAAUAAUGGCCCAAAACAUUAAAUUUCUUUUUUCAUUCAGAGGCCUUAACUGAUACUUUAUAAAUAACAGUCUUUUAUUUUUAAACUUUUCUAUUUUUUUCAGAAAGUAGACCUUAAUUCAGUGGCACAUUCAAAUAGUUUUUAUCCCAAGUAAAAAUUAAAUAAGCUACACAGUUGAGAUUCUAAGGCAAUUCAUUAGGCAGCUGUAAUUAUAAACAUUACUUGAUAAAUAUUUUUGUAAACAGAUGAGUUAAUUUAUUCUUGGUGUUCUUGCUUGAAUAUGAUUUUAAGGUCUUGGGUGUUUGAAAGACUUUGUUUUUAAUGACAGUUUUCCAUCCCCUACACUCCCCCCCCCUUUUUUUUAAGAACCUCAAAUUUGUGUCUGAGAGUAUAUACUGCAUAGGAGACUAUUUUAUCAAUAAAGAUGAGUGAUUAAAUAUUG